GCCCCGCAGCACCAUGAAAUCAGGCCUCCUCCUCCUGGGGCUCCUCGCCCUCUGGGCUGACCUGACACCUGCCUCUGGGCAGCUCCGUCAAGCUAACGCCAUCUGCAAUCUCCCUGCGGAACCCGGACCAUGUUUAGCCUACAUGCCCAGAUACUUCUACAACUCGGCCACCAAGAGGUGCGAGAAGUUCAUUUACGGCGGCUGCCAGGGCAAUGCGAACAGGUUUCCCAAUAUGGACGAAUGUCUCAAGACCUGUGGCAGCUCAGGUGACAUUUGCCGACUCCCGCCUGAGACGGGCCCUUGCAAGCGAUAUAUCCCGCGCUUCUUCUACAACCCGGCCUCCAGGACGUGCAAAAGCUUCAUCUACGGCGGCUGCCGGGGCAACGGGAACAACUUUAGAACUCUCCUGGAGUGCCAGCAGGCCUGCAGGAAACGCGCUUGGGGCGGCAAAGAAGCUGGAGACGGCCCUGCACAGAAUCAUAGAAUAUCGGGGUUGGAAGGGACCUCAGGAGGUGACAUUUGCCGACUCCCGCCUGAGACGGGCCCUUGCAAGGGACAGAUCCCACGCUUCUUCUACAACCCGGCCUCCAGGACGUGUGAAAGCUUCAUCUACGGCGGCUGCCGGGGCAACGGGAACAACUUUAGAACUCUCCUGGAGUGCCAACAGGCCUGCAGGAAAGGCGGGCCGACGAGAGCGAGACCGGGAAGAGCCGAGAGCGUGACAGCAGGGCCUGUGGGGGGAUGGGACAGGAUCCUCCAAUACGGUCCCCACCUGACACCCACCCCCAAUCGCCCGUGGGCCUGAUCUCGCCCAGCACCUGGGUUGUGUAAUAAA
Molecule: messenger RNA, 835 nt
Organism: Emys orbicularis (European pond turtle)
Lineage: Eukaryota; Metazoa; Chordata; Testudines; Emydidae
Product: carboxypeptidase inhibitor SmCI-like
Exons: 6
Coding region: 14-805 (263 amino acids)
Molecular function (GO): serine-type endopeptidase inhibitor activity
Source: RefSeq, a predicted model, not a curated record